Psammomys obesus (fat sand rat) is the source of this 4616-nucleotide messenger RNA. RefSeq names its product lysine demethylase 4C (gene Kdm4c). Lineage: Eukaryota; Metazoa; Chordata; Mammalia; Rodentia; Muridae. Gene Ontology annotation, biological process: chromatin remodeling. Bases 79 to 3075 code for a protein of 998 amino acids. Gene Ontology annotation, cellular component: nucleus. The record is from RefSeq and is a predicted model, not a curated record. The transcript has 22 exons. Gene Ontology annotation, molecular function: histone H3K9 demethylase activity; histone H3K36 demethylase activity.
GGGAGGCCGCACUCUCAUCCUCUUCAUUCGGGUGGCGUCUGGGCCUCCACCCGCGGCGCAGAGACAUCUGUAACCAUCAUGGAAGAGGUAGAGGUGGAGAGUCCCCUGAAUCCUAGUUGUAAGAUAAUGACCUUCAGGCCUUCCAUGGAGGAGUUUCGGGAGUUCAACAAAUACCUCGCGUACAUGGAGUCUAAAGGAGCCCACCGAGCAGGUCUUGCCAAGGUGAUUCCGCCUAAGGAGUGGAAGCCGAGACAAUGCUAUGAUGACAUUGAUAAUUUGCUUAUCCCAGCACCAAUUCAGCAGAUGGUCACAGGGCAGUCGGGACUGUUUACUCAGUACAACAUCCAGAAAAAAGCCAUGACUGUGAAGGAGUUCAGGCAGCUGGCUAACAGUAGCAAAUACUGUACUCCAAGAUACUUGGAUUAUGAAGAUUUGGAACGCAAAUACUGGAAAAACUUAACUUUUGUGGCACCUAUUUAUGGAGCAGAUAUUAAUGGGAGCAUAUAUGAUGAGGGUGUGGAUGAAUGGAAUAUAGCUCGCCUAAAUACAGUUUUGGAUGUGGUUGAAGAAGAGUGCGGUAUUUCUAUUGAGGGUGUAAAUACCCCUUAUCUGUAUUUUGGAAUGUGGAAAACAACAUUUGCGUGGCACACCGAGGACAUGGAUCUCUACAGUAUUAAUUAUCUCCACUUUGGGGAGCCCAAGUCUUGGUAUGCUAUACCUCCGGAGCAUGGAAAGCGACUUGAAAGACUAGCCCAAGGCUUUUUUCCAAGUAGCUCCCAAGGCUGUGAUGCAUUUCUUCGCCACAAGAUGACACUGAUUUCCCCCUCAGUGCUGAAGAAGUAUGGCAUUCCUUUUGACAAGAUCACCCAGGAGGCUGGAGAGUUUAUGAUCACUUUUCCUUAUGGAUAUCAUGCUGGUUUUAAUCAUGGUUUCAACUGUGCUGAGUCUACAAAUUUUGCUACUGUCAGAUGGAUUGACUAUGGAAAGGUUGCUAAAUUGUGUACUUGUCGGAAUGACAUGGUGAAGAUAUCAAUGGAUAUAUUUGUGAAGAAAUUUCAGCCAGACAGAUACCAGAUUUGGAAACAAGGAAAGGAUAUAUAUACUAUUGAUCAUACAAAGCCCACUCCAGAAUCUACCCCAGAAGUAAAAAUGUGGCUGCAGAGGAGGAGAAAAUUAAGAAAUGCUUCAAGGAGCUUCCAGGGUAAUAGAUCACUUUCUAAAAGACCUAAAACCGAGGAGGAUGAAGAAUCUGCUGAAUUUUAUGGGGAGGAGGUCUCAAAUCCGGUCAUGUGUCCAGGGCAACUCAAGGUCACUGAAAAGUCAGAAAAAGCAUACAAGCUUGGGAAUACAGAAGCAUCUGAAGGAGAAGCUUCUGAUACCAAGAAACAAACAGAUCAACACUUAAAUGACACCAAACUGUCAGGAAAAAGUUGUACAAAUUCACCUGUAAAAGAUGAACUACAACAUGAAGAUAACACAGCUGAUGUUGUAACUUCACCAUCUAUGCCCAAGGAAGUCUGUGACUUACCAUUUUCUAGUGACCAUAUAACAGAUAAGGAGUCACAUAUAGUUAAGAUUCCACAGCCUGAAUCACCCAAGAUGUCUUCCUCCCUGACAGAAAGUAAUAGAGUACUGACAGAGGGAGAAGACAAUGAUGAAGAGGACAAUGGAAGUAACCUUGAACAUGAAGACAUUCCAGAAGCUCUUAGUGAAGAAAGAAAUGGGCUCAAAGUUCCUAAGAUCAUAGAAGGACAGCCAAAAACUACUAAGAGUUGGCGCCAUCCCCUUGGGAAACCUCCAGCCAGAUCCCCAAUGACUCUUGUGAAGCAGCAGGUAGCAAGUGAUGAAGAAUUGCCUGAGAUUCUAACCACUGAUGAAGAAAUCGAAGAAACAGAGUCUUGGGCAAAGCCUCUCAUUCAUCUUUGGCAGACAAAGUCUCCUAACUUUAUGGCUGAACAGGAGUAUAAUGCAGCUGUGGCAAAAAUGGAGCCACACUGUGCAAUCUGUACUCUGCUCAUGCCAUACUACAAGCCUGAUAGCAGUAAAGAAGAAAAUGAUUCUAGAUGGGAGACAACAAUAAAUGAAGUAAUUAAAUCUGGAAUGAAGACUAAACCCAUUAUUCCAGAGAUGUGUUUUAUUUAUAGUGAAGAAAAUAUAGACUAUUCCCCCCCAAAUGCCUUCCUUGAAGAGGAUGGAACAAGUCUUCUGAUUUCCUGUGCCAAGUGCUUCGUGCGAGUUCAUGCAAGUUGUUAUGGGGUCCCUUCUCAUGAGGUCUGUGAUGGAUGGCUAUGUGCCCGCUGCAAAAGAAAUGCAUGGACCGCAGAAUGCUGUCUCUGCAAUUUGAGAGGAGGUGCUCUUAAACAGACUAAAAACAAUAAGUGGGCCCAUGUAAUAUGUGCUGUUGCUGUCCCUGAAGUUCGAUUCACUAAUGUUCCAGAAAGGACACAAAUAGAUGUAGACAGAAUACCAUUACAGAGGUUAAAAUUGAAAUGCAUCUUCUGUAGACACCGGGUUAAAAAGGUUUCUGGGGCCUGCAUCCAGUGUUCCUAUGGCCGAUGCCCAGCUUCUUUCCAUGUCACAUGUGCCCAUGCUGCUGGAGUGCUCAUGGAGCCCGAUGACUGGCCUUAUGUGGUAAACAUCACGUGCUUCAGACAUACAGUCAACUCAAAUGUGAAGUCAAAAACUUGUGAGAAAGUCAUCUCUGUAGGUCAGACGGUCAUCACAAAGCAUAGAAACACUCGGUACUACAGCUGCAGAGUGAUAGAUGUGACAUCUCAAACUUUCUAUGAGGUCAUGUUUGAUGAUGGCUCUUUCAGCAGAGACACAUUUCCUGAGGAUAUUGUGAGCCGAAACUGUGUGAAGCUGGGCCCUCCUGCUGAGGGAGAAGUCAUCCAAGUCAAGUGGCCUGAUGGUAAACUUUAUGGGGCAAAGUAUCUUGGAUCAAAUAUUGCCUACAUGUAUCAGGUUGAAUUUGAAGAUGGAUCCCAGAUAGCAAUGAAGAGAGAAGACAUAUACACUUUAGAUGAAGAGUUACCCAAGAGAGUAAAGGCUCGUUUUAGACUGGAAGAUUUUUGAACUCAUUGGCACAGAAGACAACUUCUUGAACAGAACACCAACAGCACCGGUACUAAGAUCAACAAUCAAUAAAUGGGAUCUCAUGAGCGUGAAAAGCUUCUGUAAAGCAAAGAACACUGUCAUCAAAACAAAAUGACAGCCUUCAGCUUGGGAAAGGAUCUUCCUCAACUGCAUAUCUGACAGAGGUCUAAUAUCCAGAAUAUAUAUAUAAAGAACUCAAGAACUUAAACAACAACAAAUCAAGUAAUUCAACUAAAAAAUGGGGUACAGAGCCAAAACAGUGAAUUCUCAUUAGAGGAAUAUCGAAUUUUAGAGAAAAACUUAAAGAAAUGCUCAACCUCCUUAGUCAUCAGUGAAAUGCAAAUCAAAACGACCUUGAGGUUUCACCUUAUACCCAUCAGAAUGGCUAAGAUCAAAAACUCAAGUGACAACACGUGCUGGAGAGGAUGUGGAGAAAGGGGAACCCUCCUCCAUUGCUGGUGGGAAUGUAAACUUGUACAACCACUUUGGAAAUCAAUCUGGUGCUUUCUCACACAAUUAGGAAUAGUGCUUCCUUAAGAUCCAGCUAUACAACUCCUAGACAUAUAUCCAAAAGAUGCUCAAGUACACAACAAGGACAUUUGUUCAACCAUGUUUGUAGCAGCUUUAUUUGUAAUAGCCAAAAGCUGAAAACAACCCAGAUGCCCCUAAGUUGAGGAAUGGAUACAGAAAUUGUGGUACAUUUGCUCAAUGGAAAACGACUCAGCAAUUAAAAACAAGGAAAUCAUGAAAUUUGUAAACAAAUGGUGGGAACUAGAAAAGCUCAUCCGGAGUGAGGUAUCCAAGAACCAGAAAGACACACAUGAUAUAUACCUACUUAUAAGUGGAUGUUAGACAUAUAAUAUAGGGUAAUCAUGCUAAAAUCUGUACACCUAAAGAAGCUAAUCAAGAAGGAGGACUCUGGGUAUGAUGCUCAAUCCUCAUUCAGAAAGGCAAAGAAGAUGAACAUCAGAAGAGAGAGAAAAGAGGGACCAGGACAGGAGCCUACCACAGAGGGCCUCUGAAAGACUCUACCCUGUAGGGUAUCAAAGCAGAUGUUGAGACUUAUAGCCAAACUUUGGGCAGAGUGCAGGGAAUCUUAUUAAAGAAAUGGGAGAUAGUAAGAUCUGGAGAAGUCAGGAGCUCCAUAAAGAGAGCAGCAGAACCAAAAAUUCUGGGUCCAGGGGUCUUUUCUGAGACUGAUACUCCAACCAAGGACCAUUCAUAGAGAUAUCCUAGAACCCCUGCACAGAUGUAGCCCAUAGCAGUUUAGCCACAUAGAGUUCAAGUGGGUUCCCUAGUAAUGGGAACAGGUACUGUCUCUGACAGAAACUGAUUGGCCUGCUUUUUGAUCACCUCCUCCUCAGUGGGGUGCAGCCUUACCAGGCCACAGAGGAAGACAAAGCAGCCACACCUGAUGAGACCUGGUAGACCAGGAUCAGAAGAAAGGGGAGAAGGACCUCCCUUAUCAGUGGCCUGGGGGAGGGGCAUGGGUUGAGGAAUGGGAGGGAAGGUGGGGUUGA